AUGCCAGCUUCUGACCUCUUGGGUUGCAACAAUCGAGACCGGAAAAAGACACAGACCAAGACCGGGACAAAGCGGGCAGUCGACUGCGAACUGGAGAUCGUGGACCGAGUCUUGAUUCAAGAGCUAGCAGACAGUAUUGGCGCAGAAGCGAGUGAUAAAUGGAGUCUGGCGUCGAUGUUCGCAGCUGAGAAGAACAAGGGCAAAAGGAGGAUCGGUUUCAGUGAUAUCGUUGUUGAUGUGGGGAGAAAAGAAUGGAAAGAAGCCGUCGAGGUCAGUCGAGUUUGGGGUGGAGGUAAAUGGCUAGACAACUGGGAUGGAGGUUCUAAUGCAGUCCCACCACAAGCGCGGCACAAGCACAAGAAAGUGAGGCAUGCGCCAAGUAAGAUACUAAAGGACGGCCCGGAAGUUGCCCUUAUUAACAAAAGAACAACCCACAAGUUCGUCGGGUAA
This is a messenger RNA of Fusarium odoratissimum NRRL 54006, 450 nucleotides long. RefSeq lists its product as uncharacterized. The record is from RefSeq and is a predicted model, not a curated record. Bases 1 to 450 code for a protein of 149 amino acids. The transcript has 3 exons. Lineage: Eukaryota; Fungi; Ascomycota; Sordariomycetes; Hypocreales; Nectriaceae.